Oppiella nova is the source of this 1209-nucleotide messenger RNA. Lineage: Eukaryota; Metazoa; Arthropoda; Arachnida; Sarcoptiformes; Oppiidae. The record is from the annotation of a GenBank genome assembly.
AUGAAGAUGUCGACAAAGUCAGGGAUCCGUUCACUGGUGUGUGACUCGAAUGGCAUAAUUGUGGCCGAAAUGGUGUACAGAUGUAUGAUCUGUUCGGCCAUUCAUGAUGUCUUAGACGACGCCCAAAGACACUAUCAGAGCGAACACAUCGACGACAACGACAAUGACUGCAAGACAUCCAACCAGCAGAUGAUUGGUGGCGACAGCGAUCUCGAGGACGAGGAGGACUUGAGUCUGAACUUCGAGAUGCAAGAGUCGAUGUAUGAGGACAUGGGGCACAACCAGAGCGCUUCCAACUCUGUGACCGUCUCAGUGCCGGCCAGUCUUCGACAACUGCAAUACCAGAGCCUCACCCCUAACAACAACUCGGAGUCGAUGAUAUUGGAGCCAUCCAUGGAUCAGUUCACUGUCAUGGACAACAGGCCCAACAAACCAAUCACUUUCGCUCAGCCCUCCAACUCCUUCCUCAUGCCAUUCGGCGGCACUACAGGGAAAGUGACGCCUAAGAGAGUCGGCGGCGGAUUCGUGACCUGCGAGGUGUGCGGACUCACCAAAUACUACUCCCAUAUAUCCCGUCGCUAUGGAGUCUUCAGUUGUGAGAGUUGUGCGAAAUUCUUCUACAGAUAUCUCUUGAAACCAUCGAAGUUCGUGUGCGCUAACAAUGGGAACUGUUCGCUGAAGAUCGACGUUCCGGGCGGUCGUUGCAAGUCAUGCCUAUUGCAGGCGUGUCUCCAGAAGUACAUAAUUGAUCCGAAAAAGCAUCCGAAGAUCUUUCAGAGGUCUCCGGCCACUGGAGAGAAAGGAGUGGCGGGUGUCAUGAAUGUCGUUCCGGCGAACGUUCAAAUCAAAAUCAAUCCCAAACCCAAGCAAUUGCUGGCCAAACCUAACAUCAAACAAGAGAUCUCAUUGGAUGGACAGGACGUGAAAGGACAGGACCCCUCCCUCACGGUGGCGACGCCCAAGCCGUCGACGAAUGGCAUAGUAAUCAAAGCGACGCCCGCGGGUUCCGGCAAACGGAAGCAACAGUUCAAUGAGGACGGGGUGGCCGUCACCCGGAGCCGCAGAAUCGGGUGCCGCGAGUGUCCCGGCUGUUUGGCUGACGACUGCGGCCAAUGUCUGUACUGUUUGGAUAAACCCAAGUUCGGAGGCAAUGACGUGAAGAAGCAGCGCUGCAUCAAAAGGCGCUGCCAUAGGGCUAACUAUACCUAA